AUGGCUCUCUAUGGUGUUUGUUUUGGUGCUGUUUAUAGAGUCGGUGACUCCAAUGGGUGGACUUCUAGAGGCCAUGUUGAUUACAAUGAGUGGGCUUCAACAAAAGACUUCCAUGUCAACGACACCCUCAUAUUUACUUUCACCCUUAAUAGGCCCGGCCAUUUUUACUUUAUCUGUGGUACUCCUGGCCAUUGCCAAGCCGGACAAAAUGUCGACAUCAACGUCACGUUGCCUAUUUCUACAGAUGGCUCGUUUGCAAGCCCAAGCCCGGCACCUUAG
This is a messenger RNA of Prunus mume (Japanese apricot), 279 nucleotides long. NCBI's taxonomy places the organism in Eukaryota, Viridiplantae, Streptophyta, Magnoliopsida, Rosales, Rosaceae. The record is from RefSeq and is a predicted model, not a curated record.